Messenger RNA from Castor canadensis (American beaver), 3053 nucleotides. Lineage: Eukaryota; Metazoa; Chordata; Mammalia; Rodentia; Castoridae. The record is from RefSeq and is a predicted model, not a curated record.
GGAUUCGAUCCUGCACGGCGGCAGCAAAGGCGGGGCGGAGGCUCGGCCUGAGCGGUGGGGAACGGAUUAGGGGAGGAGGGAAGACCGGAAGCCACGGUCGCGUCCCCAUCCUUAGAUUCGCUUCUUUCCCCCCCACCCCCACCCCCGCCUGGGCUGGGAGUGGAGACGCCAGAGGAGGAAAGAGGCUGGAUGUGGGCUCGGUAAUAAAGGGGAGCGGCCGCUCCGGAGCCUUCCCCCGGGGCGCCCCCUUAGCCCAGACGGGCUCUCCGCCACCGGCCCUAGGACGCGCGCGCCCCCGCGGACGGUGCGGCCGCGCAGACCUUUGCAGAAGAGGCGCUGCACGCGGCGGGGACUGGCCGGCGGCAUCUGAGGCCCGCACCCCACGCCACCCCCACCGCCUGCCCGCCGGUCCCUCCGGCCGCCGCCAUGUCCUCGUCCUCCUCCUCCCCCAGGGAGACGUACGAGGAGGACCGGGAGUACGAGAGCCAGGCCAAGCGCCUCAAGACCGAGGAGGGGGAGAUUGAAUACUCGGCGGAGGAGGGCGAGAACCGUCGGGAAGCGACGCCCCGGGGCGGGAGCGACAGCGGUGGCGGUGGUGGCGGCGGCCGGAGCUUCUCCCAGCCGGAGGCAGGUGGAAGCCAUCAUAAAGUUUCGGUUUCACCCGUUGUCCACGUUCGAGGGCUCUGUGAAUCUGUGGUGGAGGCAGACCUUGUGGAGGCUUUGGAAAAAUUUGGGACGAUAUGCUAUGUGAUGAUGAUGCCGUUUAAACGACAGGCUCUAGUGGAAUUUGAAAACAUAGAUAGUGCCAAAGAAUGUGUGACUUUUGCUGCAGAGGAACCUGUGUACAUUGCUGGUCAGCAAGCUUUUUUCAACUAUUCUACAAGUAAAAGAAUCACUAGACCAGGAAAUACUGAUGAUCCAUCAGGAGGCAACAAAGUUCUCCUGCUGUCAAUUCAGAAUCCUCUUUAUCCAAUUACAGUGGAUGUUUUGUAUACUGUAUGCAACCCUGUUGGAAAAGUACAACGCAUUGUUAUUUUCAAGAGAAAUGGGAUACAGGCAAUGGUUGAAUUUGAAUCAGUCCUUUGUGCUCAGAAAGCUAAGGCUGCACUUAAUGGAGCAGACAUCUAUGCUGGAUGUUGCACCCUAAAAAUUGAAUAUGCAAGGCCAACUCGUCUAAAUGUUAUUAGGAAUGACAAUGACAGUUGGGACUACACUAAACCAUAUUUGGGAAGACGAGAUAGAGGAAAGGGUCGCCAGAGACAAGCCAUUUUGGGAGAACACCCUUCUUCGUUUAGACAUGAUGGCUAUGGAUCCCAUGGUCCAUUGUUGCCUUUACCAAGUCGUUACAGAAUGGGCUCUCGAGAUACCCCUGAGCUUGUUGCAUAUCCAUUACCACAAGCUUCUUCCUCUUACAUGCAUGGAGGAAAUCCUUCUGGUUCAGUUGUAAUGGUUAGUGGAUUGCAUCAACUAAAAAUGAAUUGCUCAAGAGUCUUCAACCUAUUCUGCUUAUAUGGAAAUAUUGAAAAGGUAAAAUUUAUGAAGACCAUUCCUGGCACAGCACUGGUAGAAAUGGGUGAUGAGUAUGCCGUAGAAAGAGCUGUUACACAUCUUAAUAAUGUCAAGUUAUUUGGGAAAAGACUUAACGUUUGUGUAUCUAAACAGCAUUCAGUUGUUCCAAGUCAAAUAUUUGAGCUGGAGGAUGGUACAAGUAGUUACAAAGAUUUUGCAAUGAGCAAAAAUAAUCGCUUUACAAGUGCUGGCCAAGCAUCUAAGAAUAUAAUACAACCACCCUCGUGUGUGCUGCAUUAUUACAAUGUUCCACUGUGUGUCACAGAAGAGACUUUCACAAAGUUAUGUAAUGACCAUGAAGUUCUUACAUUCAUCAAAUAUAAAGUGUUUGAUGCAAAACCUUCUGCCAAAACGCUUUCUGGGCUGUUAGAAUGGGAAUGCAAAACCGAUGCAGUAGAAGCUCUUACUGCACUUAAUCAUUACCAGAUAAGAGUCCCAAAUGGUUCCAAUCCCUAUACUUUGAAGCUUUGCUUUUCUACAUCAUCCCACUUAUAAGAAGAGAAGAGCAUGUUAGAAUUUAUGUUCAUCUUCAUUACAGUUUUAAAGCUACCUUUAUUAAAAAUAAUCCAAAAUGGUUGAUCUAAUGUUGCCUUGCUUACUUUAAGAUCCUGUUCUGUAAUAAAAUAUUUUGCCUUGAGUAAAUUUGUUGUAAACUUAAAUAUUGUUUUCAUUUUAAGAUAGACUAUCAUAAUGUAGACUGUCUACAGUUUCAUUGUAGAUUAUGCAAAUAUAUUAUUCUAACCUUAUUACUAUAAUUUUUCUUCCACAGUAAAAAUAUAUUUGCAUUCUUAAUGCUAAUUAUCUGCAAGUAUUUUUCCAUUGUGUAUGAAAUUAAUGCAGGUGAAAAGUAUUGCAUUUUAAUAUAGAAUUCUUACAAUAUGUUUAGAUGUUUAAGUAUGUUACAGUUACUCAUAUUAAACAUAACUUGUAUUUAUUAUUUUAAUCAAGUUUGAGAAUAACAUUGCACAUGUUGACUUUUGAGAACUACAGAUUUAGCUGAUUUUAUAUUUCUGAAAGGCUAACAGACAUAUGGAUACACUUGUACAGUAUGCACUCAGAAUUAUUUAAAUUGGUGUAUUUUUUUUAAAACCAUUGUCCAUUUGUAUCAACAUGCUUCUGUUUCUAGUUCCAGUUGGAGAUUUUAUAAAGUUAUAAUAAUGAAUUAAUGUGUUCAUCUUCAUUUGUUGCAUGUAACCUAAACUUGAAAAAUACAUCUAGUAUUUGGCAUUGAGAUUUUAAUAGAGGUUAUAAUUGACACCUCCUCUUCUAUGUAAUAAUCUGGGACCCAUAAAUGACUUUUAGAGAGACUGUGAGCCCCCCAAAAUUAUGUGUAGAAUUUUGGGUAUUUGCAUUUUUACCUUUUACUCUUUGACCCAUCAUAAUAUAUGUAUUUUUCUAUAUGGCACAAGACUUAGGAUUUAAUUUAAUUUUAAUCAACAGGUAGUUACUUGUCUCAACACCAUUUAUUAAACAUUCUCCCACUG